AUGGGGGAACUCCGCCCAGGUCCUAUCAUCCACAUCAACGGACAUCCGGGCGUCGGAAAAUCCACCAUCGCAAAGAGGCUCACCGAGCUGUUUCCUCAUCUCAUGCUCGUGCAUGACAAGCUGUUUACCGACCUCACCGAUGCCCUAGUACCACGCGAUACCGAAGACUAUUUCAAAGUCUGUGACAAUUUCGUCGCAGCUUCCUUCCAGCCGAUUCAAUACUCUGAGGAGACCUUUGACCUCGGAUAUAUCUUCACCGACUUCAUGCCGAACGAUGAACAAGGUCGCGUUAGCAUGAGAGAAUACAUCCGCGAAGCGGCAAUUCCUGAUGACCGUCAGCGCGAGUUCAUAGCCUUCACACUCAUUUGCGAAGAGCAGGAAAACGUGCGUCGACUUAUCUUUCCAGAGCGACAGCAGAGUGGGAAGCUCACCGACCCCGAAGUCCUGCGCGAUGAACGCACCAAAGACUGUCAGCACGAUUACCUUGGGGACUGUCAUCAUAUCAUUGAUGUUACGCAUCUGGAGGUCGAUGCAGCGGCUCUUGCCAUCGCCCGACGCGUUGGACUACAGCUAGGGUAG
Messenger RNA from Fusarium coffeatum, 579 nucleotides. RefSeq lists its product as uncharacterized. The transcript has a single exon. The record is from RefSeq and is a predicted model, not a curated record. Lineage: Eukaryota; Fungi; Ascomycota; Sordariomycetes; Hypocreales; Nectriaceae. The coding region runs from base 1 to 579 and encodes 192 amino acids.